AUGGGUGUCUCCCCGCACCCCACAGUCCAUGCAAGGAGAAAGCGUUCCGAAGACGAUGACGAUGGGGACGACCAAGAGACGACGCCGAUACCGGCGACCAGAGCCGAACCACGGCAAUUGGCUCCGAUCCCCUUACGCCUCCAACAAGCAGCUUCCGCCUACUCUAGUUCCACGACCUCCCAGUCCCGAACUUCUUCUCGAACCUCGACCAGAAGCCGCGCCACGAGCCCCGUCAAACGUACUGUGAACCUUGAAUUCCUUUCCAAGCCGGUACACUUUGAGGAACCGGGCGACGACCUAGACGCACAACUUACCGACGAUGCUGCCCGCGAGCUGCUCUCCCAUAUCACGCGCAUCACGAGGUGGAAGACAGAGUUCCUGCCCGCCGAAGCGUGCGACAUCAUCCGGGCAAAUGUACCCGACGGGAAGAACUGGCCGAGCCAGUGGUUCCGGCCAAAGGGUGAUCAAAACAAGGACGAGGACGAGGACGGGGAAAAGAAAUUGGCGGCACAGAUACAAUUCGCAGCGCUCUCCGAGAUCGUGUUCGAGACCAAGGCAUCGAUCAAGCGGAUCCGCCACGAGCUCGCCUGGAACAACGCGGUGCAUUGGCCGCUCCUCAAGCUCGCGACACGCUCCGUCUCGGGAUGGGGAGGUGGAGGCGUCAUCUGCGAGCCUACGAUGAGCGCAGGCAUAGCCAACAUGUGGCUUCCAGGCAUGGCGAACAGCCAGGCUCAGGAACAAAACGGAGUUGCGGGAGGCAAGAUGGUCGACUAUGUCUUAACCCUCGACCUCCAUAACCGACGCCCCUCCGACGCGCCGCUGCGCGAAGCUAUUGUUCGCCUUGUCCGCGAUCAACCCCCUGAUGUCCAGUCCGUCAACCAGACCAAUUACCACCCCCUCGUCUUCAACCCCAUCGGCGUAAGCAUUGAAACCAAGUGCAACACGGGAGCCGCAGAGGGCAACGUGCAAUUGGGCAUCUGGACAGCUGCCUGGCAUCAGCGUGUUCAAAACCUCGUGAAAUCCCCGGUCAACAUCGCACUGCCCCUGCUUCUCUGCCACGAGCACGCCUGGAAGCUGUACUUUGCAUGCGACAGAGGUCACGAGAUCGAAAUCAUUGGCCCAAUUACCAUUGGAAGCACCGACACGCUCGACUCGGCGUACUCCCUCUUUGCCGUGCUGGUCGAAAUCUGCAAAUGGGUCGAGGGGCCUUACCGCACCUGGUGGGAGACUAUACUUGGGGUGGCGAAGGACAGCUCAGGGGGGCCGGGUGGAGAUUCAGGAGCUUGA
Gaeumannomyces tritici R3-111a-1 is the source of this 1287-nucleotide messenger RNA. RefSeq lists its product as hypothetical. The coding region runs from base 1 to 1287 and encodes 428 amino acids. NCBI's taxonomy places the organism in Eukaryota, Fungi, Ascomycota, Sordariomycetes, Magnaporthales, Magnaporthaceae. The record is from RefSeq and is a predicted model, not a curated record. The transcript has 2 exons.